Molecule: messenger RNA, 1083 nt
Organism: Metarhizium acridum CQMa 102
Lineage: Eukaryota; Fungi; Ascomycota; Sordariomycetes; Hypocreales; Clavicipitaceae
Biological process (GO): proteolysis
Molecular function (GO): aspartic-type endopeptidase activity
Source: RefSeq, a predicted model, not a curated record
AUGGCAUUGGAGGGAGAGGGACCUGUCACAGCCGAGCCCUUGAAUAAUGACCAAGCAUACGUUACAGAAGUCGAGUUUGGAACGCCAGCUCAGAAGCUGAAGAUGAUACUGGAUACUGGUUCCUCGGAUGUUUGGGUCCAAUCUUCAGAUUCAGUAUACCGCGUCAACGAAGAUGGCCCCUGGGCGCCUCGAUACCUGCCAAACAAUUCCAGCACGUCCAGCCGCGUUGACAAGGCCGUCUGGGGCGUUCAAUACUUGGACGGAACCACGGCGACCGGCAUCGUUUAUCGUGACACACUCCGGUUGGGCGGCUUCGAAAUCAAGCAUGUCGCUAUUGAAUCGGCCCAGAUCAUGGCACCCCGGUUCGAACGGGAAACCAGUGUCAGCGGCAUCAUGGGGCUAGCAAAACAGCUCCCCAACAACAUCACGCCUCCCACCCCGUCAUUCCUCUCCGUACUGCGAUCGCAGUUAAAGAAGCCGGUUUUCACAGUCGACCUGCGCCGAAACGCGCCCGGCCGCUUCGACUUUGGCUAUAUCAACGAAUCCAUGGCUGCAGACAACAUCACAUGGCUGGACUCAAACCCAGAUAGCCCCCACUGGGACAUUGAACUAGACCUCACCGCUUGGCGUGGUAAAAACCCAAUGUGGAUGUAUCACAAGUUUCAGGCCACCGUCGACACCGGCACGUCUCUCUUGUUCUUGCCGGACCCCCUAGCCAGCCGAUACUGGGCAGAUGUCCCGGGUGUCCAGAGAUCGGACCUGCUCUCAGGCGUAUACAAAUUCCCAUGCGAGGGCGCUCAAGAUCUCCCCGAUCUCCUAUUCAAGCUUCCAAAAACGGAACAUGUUAUUCGUAUACCAGGCCCAUAUCUCAACUACGGUCCGCUCGACACAGAACCCUCCCUCUGCUGGGGCGGCAUGCAAAGCGCCAAAGACAUGGACGUGACUGUUCUGGGCGACGUGAUGCUCAAAGCGAUUUUCGUUGUCUUUGAUGUUGACAAGAACAGAAUUGGGUUAGCUAAUAAGAUUCUUUACGAUGCAAAGAUGACGCAUACAGUGGGAGGAAGCAAGUAUUUAACUUUCUAG